Molecule: messenger RNA, 1670 nt
Organism: Mugil cephalus (flathead mullet)
Lineage: Eukaryota; Metazoa; Chordata; Actinopteri; Mugiliformes; Mugilidae
Exons: 2
Coding region: 289-975 (228 amino acids)
Biological process (GO): DNA transposition; DNA integration
Molecular function (GO): DNA binding
Source: RefSeq, a predicted model, not a curated record
UAGUAGUUGUACUGGUUCCGGUAACGUUCAGCAGUUAAAAAAACAAAUAAAUAAAUAAAUAAAAACACGUUCAGCUCGGAUGCACAGUGUCAGUGGACGUCCGAACUACGUGGUACAAUUUUAUCUACCCAAGAGGAUCCCCUGCAGCUGAUUUCUCCUACCCAGGAUGCAUCAGGAGGAUACAAAAUAAUGGAAACACUAUAUACCAUUGACUUUGGAGAUCCUGAGUAGCAGUUAAAGAGCCUGUUGCUUUCCUUUUAUUUCCCAUGCAGGAUUGUUCACAGCACUAUGAGCGACUUAACAGAGUUUGAGAGAUGCCAGAUAGUCGCUGCACGGCUGUCGGGGGCGUCUGUCACAAAAACUGCACAGCUGUUCAACGUGGCGAGAGGAACGGUGUCAAGAGUCAUGACCGUGUACAUCAAGCACGGACGAACAGCAUCAGCGAAGAAGAACAGCGGCCGCAAGUCGAAGCUCACCGAACAGGACCGACGGACGCUUCUCACUAUAGUCGACGAACACCCCGAGUACACAGCCUCGAAAUUAACCACGGAGCUGAACAAACACCUCUCUCACACGGUCUCCGUAAGGACAAUACGCCGGGAGCUUCACAAAGCUGGUAUUUUUAGAGGAGCAGCCAAUCAGAAACCAGAGACAGAGGCUGAUGCACAAAAGCCACAUGGACAUAAUGCUGAUAAUGCACAAAAUGCAGGUGAAGAGAGCACAAGAGUUGAACUGCAAACAACCUCUGAAGAGUGUGGCACACAAAAGCCUGUAGGAGACGACACAGUAUCUGAGCCCCAGGCUUGUUUCGUAAAGCAGAGCACAGAACAAUCUGAAGAGGAAGUAACAUCUGAAGUCAGUGAAGAAGAGGACAGCACAAGUUCUGAACCCCAGAUUUUUGGGAACGAACACAACCCCCAAAUGCAUCAUGAAAAGGGUGAAGAAUGUCAUCCUCAGACUAGUGAUAAGGAAUAACGCUGUCCACUGUGAUAAUGUCCAGCCUUUCUAAUAAAUCCACACUGAUUAUAUAAAGAGAAACCACAGAAUGCCUUCAGACUUUAACUUAAAUGUGAAUGAAUUAGAACCAUUUUCUGGUUUGGAUUAAUUAAUAUGUCGUCAUGCAACAACGCCAUUAAUCGUGUCAAAAGCUUUUUUUUUCUUUUUGGUCUCUAAGCAAACAUUCAAACUUAAGUGUGUUUUGCUGAGGAUGGCUCUGAAUAGUAUACAGUGUAUAUACUGCUAUUGUUAAACAGUAUAUUAUGAUAUGCAAAAAUACAUCAUAAUGAAAUAAAAUAUUCACAGUUUUGUCCUUAUAUGCAGACCGGUGGCAGAGAUCAUACAGUUUAUGGUGGACUUUUUAUUUUUUGUUUUAUAAAGCAUGGCCAUUUUGUUUGUUUCUUUUUAUGUGUCAUAUAAUCUCUUAAGGAUAAAGUGUGAAACCAAGCUGCAGCUUGAAUCUCAGAAGAUCUACAGUAGUUACUCUAUUGGCUAGAUAUGCAGAUAAAGUCUGCAUAAAAGAACCAAAAUGACUUGGUGAGAUACUUGUUGUUCUAGAAGAUGCUAAGUUCUUCAUUUAAGAGCUGUUUCUAUAAUGUGGAUCUUGUUGUUGACUGACAGAUACUGUAUGUAAUGUUUGUAUUCUGGCAAUAUUAAAGCUUACAUCGACUGUA